CUCUGCUGGCGACAAAACGCGCACCUGUUUUAACUGUGCCAUUUCUUUGUUGAGAUAGCGUUGGUAGGUCUCCGACAAGAAAAUGGAAGGCCAGCAAAAGAGGACGUUAGAUGAAGCCGAACCAUCAUUAUUAGAAGGGGUUAAGGCUCUAAUUGUAGACAUAGAAGGAACGACAACGCCUAUAGGAUUUGUCAAGGAAACACUUUUCCCGUAUGUAGAAGAAAAUCUGGAGAGCUUUCUGACUAAGAGAUAUGAUGAAGAUGAAACCAAAGCAGACAUUGCUGCACUUCAAGAGCUGGCUAUAAAAGAAAAGGCUGAUGAUCAGGAAGGAGUGAUAGAAAUUCCUAAGGAAGGCUCAAAAGAAGAGAUCAUUAAGGCAGUGGUAGCAAAUGUCAAAUGGCAGAUGGACUCAGACAGGAAGACCACAGCUCUCAAACAACUGCAGGGGCACAUCUGGAGGGAGGGGUACAAGACGGGGAAAAUUAAGGCUGAACUGUUUGAAGAUGUGGGUCCAGCCUUACAACAGAUUGUAGAAGAGGGGAUCAAUGUUUAUGUGUACUCCUCGGGGAGUGUCGAGGCCCAGAAACUGUUGUUUGGGAACACAGAGGAGGGGGACCUACUAGAGCUCUUUACAGAUUUUUUUGACACAACAAUUGGUAGUAAAAAGGACUCGGCCAGUUAUAAAAAGAUAGCAGAGAAAAUUGAUGUAAAUCCAGAGGAGAUCUUGUUCCUAACAGACAUGCCAGAUGAGGCCACAGCAGCCACUCAAGCAGGACUCAGAAGUGCAUUAGUGGCGCGUGACGGAAACGAAGAGUUGACGGAGGAACACUUCCAGAACUUCCUGGUCAUCGAGUCGUUCGGAGAAUUGUUUGGUGAUGAUGAUGAGGACUAUAAACGUUUAGAAGGUGAAGACAAUGGCGAGGUGGAUGAUGAUGAAGAGGAGGAGGAGGAUCUCGGGGAGGAGGAGGAGGAGCCAGAGGAUGAGGACGACGAUGAUGAAGAUGACGCUUAGGCAAUGACUGGUCUGAUGGUCACUAUACAUGGGCAAGUGCAAACAGAGAUACGUGUCAGGUUCCCACUCCUUCAGAUGUGUAGAAGUGUGUGUGUAUUGUAAAUUUGUAGAAUGACUGUGUCCUCCUCAGGGCCAAAUGCUGCUGUUUAAUCGGGCUAUUCCUUUAAGACAAGUGUUCAUGUGUGAAGCACAGUGUGUACAUGUCAGUUAUUAAAAGAGGUGAAAAGAGGGGUGUUACAAUUUUGUCUUUAUGGAAUAGUCAGAUAUGAUUGUAAAACCAAUUUUUCUUUUUUCUAGUACUACAUUUACCUGAAAAAUGGUGUACAGUUGAUAGAAUGAAUGAUGAAGUUCUAUUCAUCUUUGAUUUAUUGUCAUUUCAUUGCUUUGUUAAGUAUAUGGUAAACAAGUAAAGUUUCAAUGUGUUACUAGUUAUCCAAAGUACUGUGGUUUAUAUGUGAAAAGGCAGCAAUGAGACGUGUUAUAUUAAAUGUUGUAAGAAUUAAAUGCUUUUAUAAUUUAUGUGUUAAAAGCAACUGUGUUAAUUGUUAAUACAUGCAAAAAUCGACAAAACCAUGUUCACAUGUGUACCUUUCAUAUGAAAUGUAAAGCAAAUCACAAAUGAAUGAAAAUGUAAAUUGUCUCUGAACAUAUUACUGCUAAAUCCAAGCAGAUAAUAUGAUCAUGUGGAAUUAAAAAGUAGAUGAGUGAGUUGUUUUGUAUUGUCUGGAUACCAAUAUAUCAGAUUUUGUUAGUUCAUUAUAAUUUUUUUUAGUUUUGGAAAAUUUGCUGUACAAUUUAUUUUGCUUUUACUUUUUUAUACAGAUAUUAAAUGGCAAAUUUUGAUAAUGUGCUUAACUUUUGACUACUUUUAUUACAUGUAAUUAGUACUUUAUUAAUGAAAAGAAAUGUUGCAAUGAAAUCAUUUUUACAGAAUAUUUUAAAUCUCAUAUCAAUUACAGCAAUGUUUCCCACCCAUUUUAUCAGAAUAAAUAAUUGUAGAUUAUAGAAA
Messenger RNA from Saccostrea echinata, 2021 nucleotides. Its product is annotated as enolase-phosphatase E1-like. Bases 83 to 1012 code for a protein of 309 amino acids. The transcript is spliced from 6 exons. Gene Ontology annotation, molecular function: acireductone synthase activity; magnesium ion binding. NCBI's taxonomy places the organism in Eukaryota, Metazoa, Mollusca, Bivalvia, Ostreida, Ostreidae. The record is from RefSeq and is a predicted model, not a curated record.